AUGGGUGUGGUGAUAAUAGACGGUACCACCGUAACAAACUUCAUAGCCGACGACGAGCGUUUCACAAACAGCGUCAACGAACAGUUUUCGUCUCUCGACCUCAACAACGACGGCGUUUUAUCACGCGCCGAGCUUCGCACAGCCUUUGAAUCGAUGAGACUAAUCGAGGCACACUUCGGCAUCGACGUAUCGACUCCGGCGGAGCAACUCACGCGCCUUUACGACUCCGUGUUCGACGCUUUUGACGGUGACGGAAGUGGCACUGUCGAUCGUGACGAGUUUAAAUCCGAGAUGAAGAAGAUCAUGCUUGCGAUUGCUGAUGGAUUGGGAUCUUCGCCUAUUCAGAUGGUUCUGGAAGAUGAUUCGCAGAGUCUUCUUCAGAAAGCGGCGGAUCUUGAAGCUUCUAAGUACGCUGCCGUUUGA
Molecule: messenger RNA, 423 nt
Organism: Lathyrus sativus (Indian pea)
Lineage: Eukaryota; Viridiplantae; Streptophyta; Magnoliopsida; Fabales; Fabaceae
Source: the annotation of a GenBank genome assembly